AUGUACAUGGCAAUAUUUUCAGGNGGACGCUGGAUCAGAGAACAGCUCACGGAAUCUGGGCCUGAGUUCUGGGGUGUCACUCAUGACGCGGACAAGACCGAGUAUUGGAUCCAUGGGACACUAAGGCCAGGCUUCACCCUGUUUUGUUUUUCAGGUACAAGAGAUGGAGAAGAUAUUAAGACGGACUUUAAGACUCGUCUAGAAAAAGCAGAGGAGUUGCUGACAGCACACGAGCGUAAGGACAUCAUAGAUGAGGCCCAGUUCAUAUUUGAACAGUGUGUUGCGGUUGUUGAAGCCCUAGACGAGCAGCUCAUGACCGACCUCGAGCUCGUCAAGUCGUUGGCUGCUCGUGAGGCCAAGCAUGGACAUUCACACCUCAAGAUGGCGCCAACCCGAGCUGCUCUACCACAAGAUGCAGCACCAAAGGUUGAGGAGGCCAAGUCGGCAGGUUUCAUCAGAGCCAUUGUGGUUGCUUUGUUUGCUUUUGCUUUUUACCAGUCCUAUCGCUGGCAACAUGGAAAUUUGGAAGACGCAUAA
Aureobasidium vineae is the source of this 537-nucleotide messenger RNA. NCBI's taxonomy places the organism in Eukaryota, Fungi, Ascomycota, Dothideomycetes, Dothideales, Saccotheciaceae. The record is from the annotation of a GenBank genome assembly.